GGCAGAGGGAGUGGGACGGGCACGGGACGCCCUGCACGAGCAACCCUGGCCUCCCCUGCCCAGCCCCGUCUGUGCGCGCGGGCCAGAGCGAGCCCCGCCUCCUCCCGCGCUGGCCGUUCUGACGCGCGCGCGCCCAACAGCCGCUUCAGUUGGUUCCGGCACCGCCCCGCCGCAGCAGCCGCCGCCGCCUGGUCCCGCGCCCUCGCGCGCCAUGGUGGAGGUGAACUCCGGCUACCCCCGCUCCCUGCCGGGGGCGCUGAAAAUCGCCCGCCUGGUUGUUGCAUUUGUAACAUUCGUCUGUUUUGCUGCUUCGAAAUCCCAUGAAGCCUUUAUAGCACUUGCAGUCAUGGAGUUUGUCAUCACUGUGUUGUUCUUUCUGCUGUACUUACUAAAACUAGAUAAAAAGAUGAAAUUCUUAUUUUGGCCUUUAGCUGAUAUUUUCAACUCAUUGAUUGCAGUUUUGUUCUUUAUCAUUGUGUGCCUAUGUGCAAUAAUAAUCAAGACCACAACUGGGACUCUGGUUGGAGGAAGAAUGACCAUGUCAAAUAAAGAAAUCUUAGGGGAGUGAACAUUCUGAAGAAAAACAAAAAGGCCCAAAUUGCAUAAUAUAAAUAAUGGUUGUGCACGACUUGCUGAGAGUGAACUAGAGCAACUGAAAAAGGCUCUUGGAUUGUUUUGUCUUUGAGAACAUAAGAACCUAUAAUUUUUAGUCAGAAGUGUUUAACUUGUUUUCUGGCAUUUGCUUUCCAGGUGUGUCUCAUGAUUAAAUAUAAAGGGCCAGAUUCUUAGCUGAUGUUAAUUAGCAUAGCUAGUUACCAAUUUUUCUUGCCUACAUUCAAGAAAGAGGAAUGAGGUGAAUUAUUGUCUCCUUCAGAUAAUGUUCACCAAUGAUUUAUUAUUACUAAAUUACUAUUAUUUUGAAACUGUUCAUAUUGUGUAUCAAAUAGCAUUGAGUUGAAAAGUUAGAAUUCUAGAUGACAUGUUUUAGAACGCAUCUCAUUUGAACUGCAUUUGCUAAAUUACCUUUACUAACAUAAAUACUAGACAUCCCUGUGUGUUAAUUUGAUAAAGGAACAUCUGAGUAAAGAGUCAGUACUUCUCCCCUCCCUCCAAGUACAAAUGAAGGACUGUCACAUGGAGAAAUGAGUAAUAAGCAGAUAAAGUGUAAAAGCAGAGCAAAUCUUAAUAUAUAGCUUUAUAGAUUAUCAUAUUUAGCUAAUUUAUUUGCAAAAAAAUACUUAGUUUUCUUUUGUUUUUGCUAAAGAUAACAAAAGUUUUUAAAGCAUGCUUGUGAUCAUAGUUUAUUCCAAUGUUUAUAACUAAAAUUAGAGAAAAUACUGCCACUCAAAGAACAGAUUAUCUAGAAGUGGUUUAUGUAAUUGUGUAGUUUAGCACACAAAGCAUCUAACAGGACUCCAAGUGAUACUGAGAGUAUGUGUGCCUCUAGCUGGAGAAGUAAUUUUCAGCUUGAAUAGAUGUAUGUGUGUUAGCUUUGAGACCACAGUUGUAGCCACAGUGGUACAAGAUGUGGCAUGGGCUAGCUGCCCAAGUACCUAGGAUCCUUGCAGGAUCAUACUUGGGAUGGCUAGCCCAUCACACUUUCCAUACCGGUGCAGCUACACUAGUUAGCAUGCUAGCACGUGUAUGCUACAUCUCUAGCUCAAGUAUAGACGUGGUCUUAAAUUGCUAAUAUACAGUAACAAAGAGGUGCUAAGUGCUGCUAUUUGGGUUGGUGAUCAGAGGGUACCUGUUAGUUAACUUCAGUGAUUGCUGCGCAGAUAUGAGCAGCCACACUGCAAAGCCAUACUCAAGUUACUGGAUAUUUCUACCCAGCAGCUGGGAGGUGUGAUUCCCAGCAUAGGUAAAUGCACACAUGCUAGCUCAGCUCAAAUUAGCACCUAAAAAUAGCAGCAUGGUUGUGGUGGCACAGGCAGUGCCUCAGGCUAGCCACCCCAGUAUGUACCCAUGGAGUCAGGGGGAUUGUACUUGCUCGGCUAGCCUGAGCUGCUACCUGUGCUGCUGUGAGUACACUACUAGUUGUAGCGCACUAGUUCAGAGCUAAUAUUAUGUCUACUCGAGCUGGGAUUCACACCUCCUAGCUGCUGUGUACCGAUACCCACUGUGCCCUCACGUACCCCACUCAUCCACAUGUGUUGCUAGACCUCUGGGGAGUAUAUCCCAAGGUUGCUGUGAUAAGCAGGGCUGCUCCAUGAUUCUUCCCUAGUGAAUUGUGGGAAGGCAUUGAAAGAACUAUCAUCACUUUAGGGAUUUGGCUUGCUUCUUCACUGAAAAAUGGGUGGGUUACCAGCCCAAGUUAAAGUGGCACCUGAGGUCUAGCCUGUACCCCCAGCCAGACCACCUAGCCCAGGUUUAAAGCAUCACCAAACUUUGGUGCUUUCUGUAUGGACAGGCAGGGGCUUAGGGCAACACCCACAUAAGAACCCAAGUUAACUCUGCAGAAAGACAUUGCUAAACAGGAUCUUAGGUGACACUUGUUUUGCUUCCUUGUGACUCAAAUUUUAUAAUGAGUUAGCCCCACCUUUUAAUAACAAGUAUUCACAUUUUAAACAUUAAAUAAGGUAACUUCUUGUCAAUUCAGAGUUUUUCACUUCAAAACUUCUGAAAGAGAAAAAUAUCUUUUUCUUCUAGCCUUGCAUCUGCAAACACUGUGUUUACUGCAGUCCAAAACCAUUAAGUAGAUCAUCCCUUACACAGACAUAAGAGAUUUGGUUCUGGAGGAAAGCAUAAUCUCACAUAAAGAAGCAGGUCUGUAGUCUGGUUUCCAUGGAGACUGAGUCACUUCCUAUUCUGAGAUGACAGAUGAAGGGCAACCAAGGUCAGGGUGAAGAUGAUUGCCAGAGCAUAAGGGGAAAGUCAUUUAAUGAGAGAUUGCAGCAUAUCUGACCUAAAGUAUGGAGAACACUGAAUUUCUCAAUCAUCACAAAUCAAAUAUCCAGAAACAUUUAGAAGGGCAGGACCAAUUUAGUGAUCUGUAGCAACUGCAUCUGCUCAGAAUUGGUAAUGAAUGAGUUAUUACAAUGAAAGGUAAAGACGAUAAACAACUAACUGUGAUGUGCAUAGGAGGAAACAGUUUUCUUUUUAU
Molecule: messenger RNA, 3103 nt
Organism: Gopherus flavomarginatus (Mexican gopher tortoise)
Lineage: Eukaryota; Metazoa; Chordata; Testudines; Testudinidae
Gene: CKLF
Product: chemokine like factor
Exons: 4
Coding region: 212-568 (118 amino acids)
Cellular component (GO): membrane
Source: RefSeq, a predicted model, not a curated record